Acanthisitta chloris (rifleman) is the source of this 3372-nucleotide messenger RNA. It is a transcript of the gene TIE1, whose product is annotated as tyrosine kinase with immunoglobulin-like and EGF-like domains 1. Gene Ontology annotation, cellular component: signaling receptor complex. Lineage: Eukaryota; Metazoa; Chordata; Aves; Passeriformes; Acanthisittidae. The transcript is spliced from 23 exons. Gene Ontology annotation, molecular function: ATP binding; protein binding; transmembrane receptor protein tyrosine kinase activity. The record is from RefSeq and is a predicted model, not a curated record. The coding region runs from base 1 to 3372 and encodes 1123 amino acids. Gene Ontology annotation, biological process: protein phosphorylation; multicellular organism development; cell surface receptor protein tyrosine kinase signaling pathway.
AUGGGACUCCAGGUUUAUCUUCUGCUUCUCCUCCCACGUCUGGCAGGGGCCAUCCUGGACAUCACCCUGAUCGCCAACGUGCAGAGCCUGUCUCACUCUGACUUCUUCCUCUCCUGUGUCAUGGGGGAGCGUGACGUGAGCUACCUGCAGAUCGAGCGGGAGAACAAGAUGGUGAUGACAUACCCCAAGACAGGCUUCCAAAACUACCGCAACCGCAGCAACCACGUCCAGGCCAGGGGCUUCUCCACGACCGACCUGGUGGGGAUCCUCUACUGCGUGGGGCGCACCCCGACCGAGCAGGCCCAGGUGGUCUACGUGCACAACAGCCACAACGCCUACCUCUUCCCCGUGAAGGCCACGCAGUCAGUGAAUGUCGCCGAGCCGGCCACCUUCACUGCCAGGAUCCUCAAGAGGAAAGAGACAGAUGUUAUGUGGAAAAAAAAUGGCACCUACUACCAGACCACAGACCGGGGCGAGGUGCAGGGUGACCGUGUCAUCCUGACGCUCCCCAAUGUCAGUGUCAGCGAAAAUGGUGUGUACAGUGCCACGUUCUUGGGGGACAGCCCUCUGUGGAGUGCCUUCUACCGCCUGAUUGUGAGAGCCUGCCCUGCGAAGAAAUGGGGUCCAUCCUGUGAGAAGGACUGUCCUGACUGUCUGAACGGUGGCGUCUGCCAUGACCAUGUUGGCGAAUGCAUCUGCCCUCCUGGGUUUAUGGGCACCCGCUGUGAGCGAGCCUGCCGGGAAGGCCAGUUUGGCCGCAACUGCCAGGAGAUUUGCCAGAGAUCCCAGGGCUGCCGGGGACUGAGCUUCUGCCUGCCCGACCCCUAUGGCUGCUCCUGCGCCUCAGGCUGGAGUGGCUCCCGCUGCAACCAAGCUGCCUGCAGUCUCUGUCUCCAUGGUCCUUCACUGGCCAGGGGUAGCAGCGAGUUCUGCCCAGCAGGCUGGCAUGGGCAGCACUGUGAGAAGUCAGACCGGUUCCCCCAGAUCAUCCAGCUGGCCUCAGAGCUGGAGUUCAACCUGGGCUCAGAGCCUAUCAUCAGCUGUGUAGCCACUGGCAACCCACUGCCCACCAGUGACAGCGUGGAGCUGCGCAAGGCUGACGGCACUGUGCUCAAGCUGAUCAAAACCAUCAUUGAGCCAGGACAGAUCACCUGUGAGUUCCAGGUACAACAUCUGACAAAGGCAGACACAGGGCUCUGGGAGUGCAGAGUCUCCACAACUGGGGGCCAGGACAGCCGGAAAGUCAAGGUGAACAUUCGAGUGCCGCCAGUACCCCUGAGCCCCCCCCGGCUAUUGGCCAAGCAGAGCCGCCAGCUCGUGGUGUCACCUGUGGACUUCUUUUCUGGUGACGGACCCAUCACCUCCAUCAAGCUGUUCUACAAGCCCAAGGAUGACAAUUCUGCAUGGUCAUCCAUUGUGGUUGACAACAGUGAGAACAUCACCCUCAUGAACCUUCGGCCAGUGACUGCCUACAUCGUUAAGGUGCAGCUAAGCCGGCCAGGGGCUGCUGGGGAGGGCAGCAAGGGGCCUGAGGCCGUCAUGGUGACCGAGUGCCUUGAGCCCACAGUCAAGCCUGUGAUUGAAGGCUGGUCCAUAGAAGACAAAAACACACUUCAUGUCAACUGGAAGUUGCCAAGUAACCACGAGCCAGCACAUGGGUUCAUCGUCCACCUUUUCGACUCUGCAAGGCGGUUGGUCUCUGAGAAAAACAUCACGUCCAUCUCUGUGCUCUCUGCCCGCAUCGGGGACCUGGAGUUCAACAAAGAGUAUGGGCUGGAGGUGCUGGUGUACCACUGCACAAGUUUGGGGCCCCCCUCCGACCUCUAUAAGGUCACGAUCAACAGCAAAGGGCCCUCCUCCCCACGGUUGCUCUCAGCAGAGUCUGUGUCCAACACCGCGGUCAGGCUCUCCUGGCAGGUCCCCGAAUACCCCAACGGGGGCAUCACCAAGUACAUUGUGGAGCUGCAGCAGGUGGGGGGCACCAGUGAACCCCAGUGGAUCGACACUGACAGUGGCGCUGAGACCACCAAGAUCGUUGGGGGCCUCAACGCCAGCACUAGCUACCAGUUUCGUGUCCGUGCCAACUCCCAUGUCCCAGGGGAAUGGAGCCAGCUUGUGAAAGCCAAGACCCUGGGGGACGGGCUCAGCCAUGGACAGGACCCUCCAUCCCUCCUUUUGGCAGGCCCGCCGCGCGGGGCCAGCCAUAGCACUGAGCAGGCAGGAAUAGACCAGCAGCUGCUCUUGGCCAUCGUUGGCUCCGUGUCCGUCACCUGCCUCACCAUCCUCUUUGCACUCCUGGCGCUCUUCCUCAUCAAGAAGAACUUUUUCCACCGGCGCCGCACCUUUACAUACCAGUCUGGCUCGGGGGAAGAAACCAUCCUGCAGUUCAACUCAGGAACCCUGACCCUGACACGCCGGCCCAAGCCGCAGCCUGAGCCCCUCAGCUACCCCAUCCUGGAGUGGGAAGACAUCAAAUUUGAGGACAUGAUUGGGGAGGGCAACUUCGGGCAGGUCAUCAGGGCCAUGAUCAAAAAGGAUGGUCUGAAAAUGAAUGCAGCCAUCAAGAUGCUGAAAGAGUUUGCUUCAGAGAAUGACCAUCGGGACUUUGCUGGGGAGCUGGAGGUGCUGUGCAAACUGGGCCAUCACCCGAACAUCAUCAACUUGCUGGGUGCCUGCGAGAACAAGGGCUACCUGUACAUCGCCAUUGAGUAUGCUCCCUACGGAAACCUCCUCGACUUCCUCCGCAAAAGCCGAGUCUUGGAGACAGACCCAGCCUUUGCCAAGGAGCACGGCACUGCCUCUACCCUCACCUCCCAGCAGCUCCUCCAGUUUGCUUCAGACGUGGCCAAAGGGAUGCAGUACCUGAGUGAGAAGCAGUUCAUUCACAGGGACCUGGCAGCAAGAAACAUCCUGGUGGGAGAAAACUUGGCCUCCAAGAUUGCUGACUUUGGCCUCUCCAGGGGGGAGGAGGUCUAUGUGAAGAAGACAAUGGGCCGCUUGCCAGUUCGCUGGAUGGCCAUCGAGUCCCUGAACUACAGUGUGUACACCACCAAGAGUGAUGUGUGGUCGUUUGGUGUUCUGCUCUGGGAGAUCGUCAGCUUGGGGGGAACACCGUACUGUGGGAUGACAUGUGCCGAGCUCUACGAGAAGCUGCCCCAGGGCUACCGCAUGGAGAAGCCACGCAACUGCGACGACGAGGUGUAUGAGCUGAUGCGUCAGUGCUGGCGCGACCGUCCCUACGAGCGCCCACCCUUCGCCCAGAUCUCCAUGCAACUCAUCCGCAUGCUGGAGGCCAGGAAGGCCUACGUGAACAUGGCCCUUUUCGAGAACUUCACCUACGCAGGGAUUGAUGCCACUGCUGAGGAGGCAUGA